This is a messenger RNA of Sphaeroforma arctica JP610, 1014 nucleotides long. RefSeq lists its product as hypothetical. The record is from RefSeq and is a predicted model, not a curated record. Lineage: Eukaryota; Ichthyosporea; Ichthyophonida. The transcript has 2 exons. The coding region runs from base 1 to 1014 and encodes 337 amino acids.
AUGGGAACCGAGAGCCUGUUAGGGGGCUCAAGCUCGGUCCCUCUCUUGCGUAGCCAUUUAAAGGCGUACCAAACUGGUGCAGAGAACGAGGCAGCUCCCCAUCGAGCGGCUGCAUUUCUAGCGGAUCAGCGAGAUGCCGAGUUGAAUACGCCGUCGGAUGGCGGGCGUACGGCAGCAUCAGGUGCUUCGGCGGUGCCAGAGCCAGCCACUCUGUCACUACCUAUAGGGCAACAGGAUCCCACAGCGACUCAGCCAGAUUCGGGCACAUCGGGUGCAUCGAGAAAUGGUGGCGAUGGCCAGCCGACGGAAGCUGAGAAAGCGCAAUGGGCGCAAUUUCAGCAGGACGAAGCCAUGGGGCAGCGGAUCCGAACAGAGACCGAGGAUGGUGUUAGUUUUAAGGUUAUUGCUAGUGUAGGCAAUCUGCAGCAGAGCCACCAGAAAAAUGGCAAUGGCCAGAAGGCAGAUUGUGGUAGUGAUGACCAUGGAGGCAAAGGCAACAAAGGUGGCGGUGGUCAGCAACAGCCUAAGCAGCAGCAGUUGCAGGCGCAGCUCAAUUUUCUUAUUGGUAGGGCACGCAAGAUACGUACGAAAGACAGGAACGAGGACUGUAGCGGAAAUCGGCGUUCUUAUGAGAAUUACCACACGAGAGACAAGAAUAAGGUUACUCCAAGCCCUGGAAGCGUCGCAAUCGGCGUUCGGAAUUGGACGAUGCUGAAUCAGGUCGAGAACGAUCGCAUUCGCGGUCUGGUAAGGACAGACAUCACCGCAAGCGGUCGCACGAUAGUUCAUCGCGCUCACAUAGCCGUGAGUGUGGGCGUGAUAAGCGCAGAGGACGGCGUAAAAGAGGUCGUAAGCACUCCCGGUCGUCGGAAUCAGAGGCUGAGCUCUACCAUACGGUUUGUUACGAGACUUAUCAUGCAGCGGAAAACUUCCCGCGUUAUGGCGGGUCAGCAGGCGCAGCUUCGAAGAAGAAAUUGCGUCGUAAGUGAAAUGGUGCGGUGGUUCCUGCUAUAG